Molecule: messenger RNA, 784 nt
Organism: Glycine soja
Lineage: Eukaryota; Viridiplantae; Streptophyta; Magnoliopsida; Fabales; Fabaceae
Product: peamaclein-like
Exons: 2
Coding region: 169-435 (88 amino acids)
Source: RefSeq, a predicted model, not a curated record
GGCUCACUCUCCUACAACGCAUCCUAAAUAAGCAUCUUAAUUCAUAGUCUCUUGGUCCUUCCUUCCUUCUUCUGCUCAAUAAGUGUGUGCCACUCUAAUUAAUUACCACCCCCUUCUAGACAUAGUUCUUCUCCCUCUGUUCUCUAUUCUCUACACUGUGAAACCAAGAUGAAGGUAGCAUUUGCAGCUGUUCUACUUAUAUGCCUUGUCCUCAGCUCCUCCUUGUUCGAGGUGUCAAUGGCUGGUUCUGCUUUCUGUUCCUCCAAGUGCUCGAAGAGGUGUUCUAGAGCUGGGAUGAAGGACAGGUGCAUGAAGUUCUGCGGGAUUUGCUGCAGCAAGUGCAACUGUGUGCCAUCUGGGACUUAUGGGAACAAGCAUGAGUGCCCUUGCUACAGAGACAUGAAGAACUCCAAGGGCAAGGCCAAAUGCCCUUGAUUAUUUUUUUUUUUCACCAUCCACACAUCAACUUCAAGCCUUUGAUUCAGUCACUACCGUGCAUGUAUAUCUCCACCUUAGAGAUAUUCCACCAUGGACCCUUGCUAGCUGAUUAUGUUUACUACCUUUAUUGUUGUGUUUGUGUAUUACAUAAAGAGAAAAAUUUGGUCACUUUAGUUGGAUCGGAUAUGCAUGAUACAUGAGAGUGAGAAUAAAUCGGGGUCUUCUUUGUCCUCGUGUGAAUUUGGUCUGUCUUAAUUAGGCUCUAUGGAUAGUUAAUAAAAAUGAAUUCUCCUUUUGUAAAUUGUGAAAAUUCACCUUUUAAUUUCUGAGGAAUAACUUUUUGUUC